Messenger RNA from Ilex paraguariensis (yerba mate), 1265 nucleotides. Lineage: Eukaryota; Viridiplantae; Streptophyta; Magnoliopsida; Aquifoliales; Aquifoliaceae. The record is from the annotation of a GenBank genome assembly.
UCCGCAGCAACAGAUUCGAACUCCAACAAAACCCAAUAGCACAACCCUAGGAGAAACAAAAAUUCCACCAAAAUGGCUGCCACCACCGUUCUACCCCAGGAUUCAAAGCCGCUGCCAUUCAUUCCGCAUGAAAUCAUUGUGAACAUACUCUCAAGCCUCCCUGUCAAGUCUCUGUUACAGUUCAGGUGCGUUUCCAAAUCAUGGCGUUCUUUAAUUUCAAGCCCUCAAUUCGCCAAAACCCAUCUCGAGGUAUCAUGCAGAAAUAAAGAUUAUGCUAACCAUGGCCUCAUUUUCAUCUCUACUUUCUCUCGUUAUUGUCUAAAAACUUGUUCUCUUCAAUCUAUAUUUUAUGAACCCUCUGUCACUGCUAUUGACUUGGAGUGUCCUAUGAAAAGACGAAAAGAUGGGAUUUCUGUUGUGGGUUCUUGUAAUGGAUUAGUUUGUAUUAUGAUCAAUAAUGAAAGCAUAUUUUUGUGGAACCCAUCUACGAGAGAAUCCAAGAAAUUGCCUGAUCAUGGCCUUACAUUGAAACAUGGUGAUGAUAUUACGUUUGGGUGUGGUUAUGAUGAGACUAGUGAUGAUUAUAGAGUGGUGGGGAUUUCUGUAGAUUUUUCUAAUUGGGACUUGUAUGAGAAUGAUGUCAAGGUUUACAGUUCAAGGACUGAUACUUGGAGGAGGAUCGGGAAAUUUCCUGCUGGUACUCAUGUAGUUUGCUGGGGUAAGUUUGCAGGUGGGGCACUCUAUUGGGCGUGGGGUAGUGAUAUGCAAUCGAGAGAUUGGACGAUUGUUUCUCUUGAUUUAGCUAAGGAGACGGUCAGGAAGAUGGCGCAACCCAACUAUGGAAAUGAUGAUGCUUAUUCGAUGUUAGGGGUUUUAGGAGAAUAUCUUUGUAUACUCUGCCAACAUGGAAAUCUUGCAGAUGUAUGGGUGAUGAAGGAAUAUGGAAAGAGCUACUCUUGGUCUAAAAUAGCAACUAUGUUAUCUUGGAUGUAUCCUGAGUUAUGUCAUCAGUAUGAAACACCAUUUUGCAUUUCAAAGGAUGGUACACUUUUGCUCAGUAUGAGGACAAAAGUAGGACUGUACAAUCCGAAGGAUAAUACGGUGAAGUAUCCUGAGAUUCGUAACUCUGGUGCAUGUUUUGUACACAAGACCUAUAUUGAAAGCCUAGUUUCACCCAUUGUGGACAGAGGGGCUGAGAGACAACAACAAUGACAAAGGAAACUAAUGGUAUAAUCAGAUUGUUGGUUACCCCUCCUUCUCUAUGU